AUGCACGUCACGGUGGCGCUGCUGGCGGCCGCGGCGGCCACGAGAGCGCAGUGGCAUGGCCAUGGGGGCGGAUGGCAUGGCGGGCAUGGAGGCCAAGGCUGGGACUGGAAUGGAGGAUAUCCUCAUGGUGGUGGAUGGGGUAGUGGCUAUCACAUGCCCGGUGGUGAAACGCCGGCGCCAGGCUCGCUCAAUGCGACCUUUGAACAGCUCAUCGACCACAGCAAUCCCGGCCUGGGCACGUUCUCGCAGUUCUACUUCUACGACACGACGUACUGGAAAGGGCCGGGUUCGCCGGUGAUCUUGUUCACUCCCGGAGAGGUCAAUGCCACGAGAUACUACAGCUAUUUGACGACCAACCGAACGACCGGUCUUCUGGCGGAGCGAAUCGGUGCGGCGACCAUUGUACUGGAACACAGAUACUGGGGAGUUUCGUCUCCUUUCAACGACCUGACGACAGAGAACAUGAAAUACUUGACUUUGACGAAUGCGCUGAAGGACAUGACAUACUUCGCCAACAACGUCAAGCUGCCAUUUGCGAAGCGAGGCGGUAGUAACGCGAAGGAUGUCCCGUGGGUGACGAUGGGAGGUUCGUACUCGGGAGCCCUUUCAGCCUGGCUGGCUUCGGUCGAGCCAGGCACUCUGUGGGCAUAUCACGCCUCCAGCGCUCCCGUUCAAGCUGUGUCAGACUACUGGGGGUAUUUCAUCCCUGUGCAAGAAGGAAUGCCAAAGAACUGUUCCAGCGACGUCUCGCUUGUGAUUGACCACAUGGACGACAUCCUCACGAGCGGAUCCGAGCAGGAAGUCCACGAUCUGAAGGCCAAGUUCAACAUGACCGGAGUGGAGCACAACGACGAUUUCAUGGCCGCGUUGGAGAACGGACCGUGGCUCUGGCAAGGGAAUCAAUUUUAUACCAACACUGGGUUCUUCACCUGGUGUGACUACAUCGAGAACUCUGUGAACAAGACGGGAUCCGCGGUGGCUGGUCCUGAAGGCGUUGGGCUCGACACGGCGCUGGCGGGUUAUGCCAAGUGGUGGUCGCAGACGCAACUUCCAGGUUUCUGUGCAGCGUACGGAUACCCUGAAUUCCAGGGAGACUACAACGUCGCCUGCUUCGACACGUACAAUGCGAGCAGCCCGUUGUACACCGACAGAACCCUUAGCAACGUGGUGGACAGGCAAUGGGUCUGGAUGACAUGCAACGAGCCCUUCGGCUACUGGCAAGACGGCGCCCCAGAAGGCCGUCCCUCCAUCGUCUCCCGCCUCGUCGACGCCAACUACUACAUCCGGCAAUGCGGGCUGUACUUCCCUCCCGGCCCCAACGGCGAGACGUACGGUAUCGCCAAAGGCCGCACGGAAGAACAAGUCAACGCCUACACAGGCGGCUGGAACAUCGACAACACGACCCGCCUCAUCUACGUGAACGGCGGCUACGAUCCGUGGCGGGAAGCGGGCGUCUCGGCGAUUGAGCGCCCCGGCGGGCCGUUGCAGAGUACGGAGCAGGUGCCGGUGGAGAUCGUGCCCGGGGGAUUCCAUACGAGUGAUCUGAUCACGCAGAAUGGGAAGGUCAAUGCGGGGGUGAAGCGGGUGCAGGAUACGGUGCUGGAUCAGCUGGAGGCGUGGGUGAAGGAGUUUCCUAAGAAGUAUCAUUGGAAGGCGUGA
Messenger RNA from Zasmidium cellare ATCC 36951, 1659 nucleotides. RefSeq lists its product as uncharacterized. Lineage: Eukaryota; Fungi; Ascomycota; Dothideomycetes; Mycosphaerellales; Mycosphaerellaceae. Gene Ontology annotation, molecular function: serine-type exopeptidase activity; dipeptidyl-peptidase activity. Bases 1 to 1659 code for a protein of 552 amino acids. The record is from RefSeq and is a predicted model, not a curated record. Gene Ontology annotation, biological process: proteolysis. The transcript is spliced from 3 exons.